Diutina rugosa is the source of this 366-nucleotide messenger RNA. RefSeq lists its product as uncharacterized. The coding region runs from base 1 to 366 and encodes 121 amino acids. The record is from RefSeq and is a predicted model, not a curated record. Lineage: Eukaryota; Fungi; Ascomycota; Pichiomycetes; Serinales; Debaryomycetaceae. The transcript has a single exon.
AUGGCGGGUUCUUCCGUGGACAACACGCGUACGGGUGACGCCCCGGCGGCUGAGAGUCGCCAGCUGGGCUCUGGCCACCGCCGGGGGGUCCAGAACCAAAGCCCGCCUCGUGUUGAUGCCGCCGUUGAGGGGUUUACUUCCACCCACAACGAUAGCGGCGAUAUCCCUGGUGACCGUGCCCGUGAGCAGCAACCAGCUCCCAACGCCUCUGCCGGAAUGGAUGCCGCUCUCGAAACGUCCACUGCAGGCAGAAUUUCCACACCCAAUGAACCUGCUGUCAUUCACGCCACAAGGGCCACAACAGGGUCCCCAAAGGAAUCUAAGGAUACUCCUUAUGAACUUUAUAAAUGUCUCAGAAAGCACUGA